AUGCCUCAAGCUCAACCGGAACUCAAGAAGUAUAUGGAAAAGCGGUUGUUUAUUCAACUGAAUGGAAACCGCAAAGUCAUCGGAAUUCUACGAGGAUAUGAUGUUUUCAUGAACAUCGUUCUGGAUGAAGCUAUUGAAGAAAAGCCCGAUGGCGAGAAGGUCAGGAUAGGGAUGGUGGUCAUCCGAGGAAACUCCGUCGUCAUGCUUGAGGCCCUUGAACGCAUUGGCGAUUAA
Molecule: messenger RNA, 234 nt
Organism: Talaromyces rugulosus
Lineage: Eukaryota; Fungi; Ascomycota; Eurotiomycetes; Eurotiales; Trichocomaceae
Exons: 5
Coding region: 1-234 (77 amino acids)
Biological process (GO): mRNA splicing, via spliceosome; spliceosomal snRNP assembly
Cellular component (GO): P granule; U5 snRNP; U1 snRNP
Molecular function (GO): RNA binding
Source: RefSeq, a predicted model, not a curated record